Molecule: messenger RNA, 687 nt
Organism: Aphidius gifuensis
Lineage: Eukaryota; Metazoa; Arthropoda; Insecta; Hymenoptera; Braconidae
Gene: ND-B14
Product: NADH dehydrogenase [ubiquinone] 1 alpha subcomplex subunit 6
Exons: 3
Coding region: 204-572 (122 amino acids)
Biological process (GO): response to oxidative stress
Source: RefSeq, a predicted model, not a curated record
UGCUUUGGCGAUAAAAAAAAAAAAAUAGAACAAAUAUAGAUAAUAAUAAUUUAUUUACCAUCAAAAUUAUUUAUUUAUAUUUCAAAACAAUUUACAAAUAAUAUACAAUCUUUGUUCAUUUUUUUACAUAUCAAAAUCAAUUAAAUUUAUAACAAUUCAACCUUGAAAAACAAUAACAAUAGUAAACAAUAGUUUGAUAAAAAAUGGCUGCUCCAGUUCGUGCUACUGUUCGUCAAGUUAGACCAAUUUUAUCAUUAAAUAAAGAUGAAGCUCGUCGUAAAGUUAUUAAUUUAUACAAAGCAUGGUACAGACAAAUACCCUACAUAAUGAUGGAUUAUGAUCUUCCAAUAACAGCUGAUGUUGUAAGAGCUAAACUUCGUGCAGAUUUUAGAAAAAAUAAACAUGUUGAAGAUAUUCGUGUAAUUGACAUGUUGGUCAUUAAGGGUCAAAUGGAACUUCAAGAGACAGUACAGCUGUGGAAAAAUAAAGGUGCAUUGAUGUUUCUUUUUGCUGACACAGUUGAAAAGAAACCAACUGAUUUUAUGUCGAAAUUCUUGAAUGGUCAAGAUUAGUAAAAAAAUGAAUUUAUAUUUAUUCAUUUAGUUUAAAAAAAUAAAUAUAUAAUCAAGAUUCAUAUGAAUCAUUUUAUGAUUAAAGAUGUACAUAAAUAAAAACGUUAAAAAUAAA